Messenger RNA from Durio zibethinus, 557 nucleotides. NCBI's taxonomy places the organism in Eukaryota, Viridiplantae, Streptophyta, Magnoliopsida, Malvales, Malvaceae. The record is from RefSeq and is a predicted model, not a curated record.
AUGGUUGUUCUAGAGGUGUUGCGACUUUACCCUAUAAUGGUAUUUGUUUCAAGGCAAACCUUGCAAAAUUUGAAGCUUGGAAAUAUUGAAAUUCCAAAAGGGUUUAAUAUUUGGUUAUGGUUGCUAGAGUUGCACUUUGAUCCUAAAUUUUGGGGACCUGAUGUUGAAAAGUUCAAUCCUGAGAGGUUUGCUAAUGGCAUUUCUAGAGCAUGCAAAUCUUCUGAAGCCUACAUACCACUUUGCAUAGGGGCUCAAGUGUGUCCUGGCCGGAGCCUUGCGAAGACAGAGCUUCAGGUGUUAUUUGCUAUCAUUCUGUCUAACUUAAGUCUCAUCAUCUUAGACAGCUAGUGCCACCUCCUCAGUAUGCUUUGCUGAUAGAGCCUGAAUUUUGGAGUAAAUCUCCUUGUUGAAAAGGUACGAGUGCUGUCCCUAUUAAAGAUGUUAAUAAAUAACUACCCCACUAGACUAAGUAAAUGACUGUGCAUAGAAUUAAUGAUUGUUACAGUUGCUCAAAAGUGGGCUGUAUUUGUAUCUGGCAUUUUUGGUUUUAAACCACA